CAGAGAGCUGAAGUCAUCAGUUAGUGAUCGAGAGAGGUGGAGAGUGAAUGAGCGCUGGUAGAGAGACAGAAACCCAUUCAACCUUGAUGAUGCAGACAGAGCUGUGAAACUUUGUGUCUAAACCCCCGGUAUUUGUAAUGACAAAACGGAGUAAGGAGAUUUUCCCGUUUCGUUUGAGUUUUCGCGCCGCAAACAAUAAGUUUCAGUGAGAUGUUAAUUCGAACAUCUUGCACGCCGGGCGUAAAAAAGUAACCUUCGUAACUCCCACCUGGACGCGCUGAAAAGUACAUUAUUGGAUCAGAUCAGAGGGGAAUACUUGGAGAUGAUGAAUUGUAUUUGAUCACCAUGGAAGGCUAAUUCAGAAUUUUUAUUUACUUCGCCGUUUCAUCAGCCUCUUUUAGAUGGAAAGAUAGUGGUUUUAGUUAUUUUCGUGGAAUGAGUUAUUGUCUACGGAUACCAUCAGUGGUACAUACACGGAUUGUUUCCAGGAUGUUACUGCCAAGACGGCCCAGGUGCAUUUGGGCCUUCGUAAGUGCUGUUUCUCUCGCUCCUGAGCUGGGUUGGGAGUUGAACUCUUUUUAGGAAUCAGUAACGUGCUACCAGAAAUCAGCGAAAUACAGUCGCAGGUUGGCAGAGGACAUUGACAUUGACACAGCAAGCAUCAUCCUCAUCCCUGGGUUACUAUGCAAUUACAAUUGAUCUCCUUUGUUUUGAUCUUGCGCUGUAUGGAGUACACUAAUUGUCAGCAACACGCCUCCAGGCACCGGCACAAACAGACCAUCCCGGGGUGUCAGAGCGGGUGCCUGACGUGUUCGGAGUACAAUGGCUGCCUGUCCUGCAAGCCGCGGCUCUUCAUCUUCCUGGAGAGGAACGGCAUGAAACAGACAGGCGUGUGUCUGCCCUCCUGUCCCAGCGGUUACUACGGCACCCGCUCCCCGGACAGAAAUGACUGCACUAAGUGCCGGCCGGAGUGUGACUCCUGCUUCACCAGCAACUUCUGCACUCGCUGCCGGCCCGGCUUCUACCUGCACCAGGGGAAGUGCCUGCAGACCUGCCCCGAGGGUCGAGUGGCCAGUACCACCCAGCGCGAGUGUGUUCCCGAGUGCCCUGCAGACUGCGACAACUGCGUGAACAGUGACACAUGCACCAGGUGUGCAGCCGGCUUCUUCCUCCUGCAAGGAAAGUGCCUCCACACCUGCCCUGAGGAGUACGAGCCCAGCGACCUGGCCCUUGAGUGUAUCCCUCAAGUGCACUGUGAGGUGGAUGAAUGGAGCGAAUGGAGCCCCUGCUCUCGCCCGGGCAAGACGUGCGGCUUCAAGCGGGGUGAGGAGUCGAGAACCCGGAAGGUUCUCAGGACCCCCUCUCCACAGGGCAACCCCUGCCCCCCCAUCCACGAGAAAAGGGACUGCGUGGUGAAGAAGAAAAAGUGCCCAGGCCGACGGCCGGACAGGAAGAACCGCAACAACCGAAGGGACAAAGAGAACACAGAGAGUCGUCACGAGAGGAAGAGAGACAGGGACAAAGAAAGGAAGACUGCUGCCACCGCUGCAGCUGCAGGUGGAGAGCAGGAGGACUCAGAAAACAGGAAUAAGACGGAGCGGCGACGUCGGAGGGGCCAUGCAAGGAACCCCACCUCUAUGGACGGAGGCACUGGGCAAUAGCGGGCCCCAACCACCCCCACCCCCCUCAAGCCCACUUGCCCUUGCCUCUCACCCCCUUAUCCCCUUGCUUAGGGGGUGCUGCUGCUACCUGUAUAAUUUAAAUAUAUACUGUAUAUGCACAAGAGAGGGAAAGGGCCACGUCAUGGUGCACAUGAUGACAGACACUUGGGUCGAGCCCAAAGCCCAGGCCAAAACCCCCCUGAGAUGUUCUAACAGCGAAUUAGAGACCUGUGAAAUGAAUAUAUGCUGUUUGCUGCAUUAGUGAUGGGACAGUGGAGACGGCUGCCAGAUAGGAGAAACCAUGUGAGGACUUCUUUUGUUGUGUCAGGAUGAUGUUGUGUUUGGUGAACCUGUUUGGUGAAUCUAAAGAGAAAUAAAUCAACUAAAAUACCCCACCUUAGCCCCACCACCCUGCCCUGGUACAGCAACGCGCCAUGGUUUGAAUGUAGGUUUUAUGUAGAACAUGUUGUUUAAACGUCAAUACUUCUUUUCUGAUUAAAUUAAAAAGUGAGCAUGCUUGCUGGCAUCUUGGAUAUUGCCUGUGGUAGAGAGCAAGCUCUACUGACUGCAUGUGUAUUGGUGUAUAUAUGUGUAUAGGGCAAAAAGGACAGGUUGUUUUUGUUUUUGUUAUUGUUUUUCUUGCUCAUUGCCCUCAGAACAAAGUGUUGGUUUGCCUGUCUGUAUUCACAGGAUCUGUGCUUCUGAAGCCAUCUGAACAAAAGUCAAAAAGCACCUGUACUUCAAAUAAAAUAUAUUA
Molecule: messenger RNA, 2418 nt
Organism: Alosa sapidissima (American shad)
Lineage: Eukaryota; Metazoa; Chordata; Actinopteri; Clupeiformes; Clupeidae
Gene: rspo3
Product: R-spondin 3
Exons: 6
Coding region: 684-1661 (325 amino acids)
Source: RefSeq, a predicted model, not a curated record